Molecule: messenger RNA, 4218 nt
Organism: Daldinia childiae
Lineage: Eukaryota; Fungi; Ascomycota; Sordariomycetes; Xylariales; Hypoxylaceae
Exons: 3
Coding region: 1-4218 (1405 amino acids)
Biological process (GO): protein localization to nuclear inner membrane; transcription-dependent tethering of RNA polymerase II gene DNA at nuclear periphery; protein import into nucleus
Cellular component (GO): nuclear pore inner ring; nuclear pore
Molecular function (GO): structural constituent of nuclear pore
Source: RefSeq, a predicted model, not a curated record
AUGGCUUUCCCGCAGACGCCGUCUCAUGCAUUGCCCGGCGCUUUCUUGAAUACUCCUGCUAUUGCAUCGCGCUUUAACGCCCAGCAAGAUCCGGUUCGCCGCCAAUUAUUUCGGGAUAAUUCAGCUCCUAGCGGUGAACUCUCAAGAUUCGCUCCAAAUCACGGCCUCGGGCUUAAUGCUCCCACCCAGCCUACCGAUCACCAUACCAUACCAGCAGUACUGCAAACUCAAAAUAUGCCUCCUCAACCUCCAUUAGCUAAGGCUGCUUCCUAUAUCAACAAUGCUCUAGCUAAAGAUGGCGAUUAUCCACAGCUUGAUUCCUACUGCAGACAAAUAUCCUCCGACUACGAUGUCACUCGGGACGACUCCGCCUGGGCACCUUUCCAGAAGACAAAUAUGUAUCCCAUUCCUCAAAACGUUCUCGAGCAGUAUAACAGGGCCGAAGUAUCCACGAUGAUGGGGCUGUUCGCCGAGCUGAACCACGCAUGGGUGACGAUCGAUAAUUGUCUCUACCUUUGGGAUUACACUCAUCCAAACCCGGAGCUUACUGGCUACGAAGACAGCCAGCAUAGCAUCACCGCCGUGAAACUCGUCGCCCCCAAGCCCGACGUGUUCAACAAGGUUAUUACGCACAUAUUGGUUGUAGCUACGACCUCAGAGAUAUUCCUCUUAGGAGUCGCGGCCAAAGAUGCUCCAGGUGGCGCCAAGAGCAUUGAUCUCUACGGUACGAAGAUGUCGUUGCCCCUAAAAGGUACGGAGGCGCGCGUUAUAGCAGGUUCUGCAGACGGCCGCAUAUUUUUCUCCAGCCAGUCGACUAGCGAUAUUUAUGAGCUCAAGUACCAGCAGGAAGAGAAAUGGUUUACCAACAGGACGGAGAAGAUCAACCACACGUAUCGCCCAUGGACUGCCGCAGUCCCUAACCCGACACAAAUUCUUUGGGGUAAGGUUACGAAUGAGCACGUCGUAGAUAUCGUCGUGGAUGACAGUAGAAAUCUUCUCUACUCCCUUUCUAACACGUCGACCGUACGCACUUAUUAUAUGGAGUCGCCGAAUAAACUUACCAAAGUUAUCGAAAAGACCAAGGAUGAUUUUUUGCGCGAUAUCGCCCACGUGCUUAGCGUUGUGUCGCCUUUACUUAACGAGCGCAUCGAUAUCGUGUCGAUUAGCCCUAUCUCUGCCGUUGAAGAUUUCAAGGUUCACCUUAUGGCCCUGACAAAUACGGGAUGCCGUCUCUUCAUGAGCGCUACUAGCGCAGCUUCCUAUAUGUUGGGUUCUUCGAACCAGGCGCCUCAGAGCAUGCAGCUCCAAUCCAUCAAAUUCCCUCCGACUGACCAACGGAGGUCUAGGGUCGACCGGUUUGGGGGCCUCGCUGAUCAGGUCGAUAUCCACGCAAAAUCUCUCGAGAUGAGUCGGCGAGGAAUCCGCUUUGCUCCGGGCUACUUUCUUGAUUUUGUAACUAAACCGGAACAGCCCAACACAGAUCUUUUGUUUAUGUCGGCCCCGGACAGCGGGCGGAUAAACCAUGGGCGCCAGACUCAGAACAUGCGGUACUAUGAGCAUGCCAACUGGAUCGAAAUUGGUAGUAAAGCUGAAGAUGUCGGUCUUGUUACCAAGUCUUUCGCUGCGACUAACCAACCUCAAGGCUUUGGGAAUGAAUUAGCGGUCCAAUUCGACGACCCGAACGGUAGCGAGUUUGCUAUUUUGACGAAUACGGGAAUACAUCUAGUGCGUCGCAGAAGACUGGUGGACAUUUUCGCCUCGGCUAUUAGGGCUGCAGCAGGGGACGAAGGUGUAAAGACCGAGGUGAGCAAGUUCCGCAGUGCUUAUGGCCAUGUCGAGACCAUCACGGCCGCAUUAGCCGUUGCGUGUCGCCAAGGAGAUAAUGGGCGUCCUGGGAUAGCCCGUGGCGCCAUCGACCAAACUACUCAAGACCGAGCAAAGCAAGUCUAUAUCAACUUCGGCGGGAAUCCUAGGCUUCCCGAGCAGGAUGGACAGCCAGCGACGGUUGAAAUGGUACAGCCUUCGACUCGGCACGCAGCCUUAACUUUGUAUCUUAGCCGGCUUGUCCGAUUAUUAUGGAACUCGAGAGUCGUUGGAUUGGGGACCGAUGCGAGCGGCGCGCUGGCGAUAACUAGCGUCAUUUCAACCGACAAGUUAAAGGAAGUUCAGGCGAGCGUAGAGGGUCUGAGAAGCUUCCUAGAUGCGAACCGGUCGUUUAUCCAGGGCCUCGCGGGUCCGGCAGAUAUGCGCAGAGCUGGAAGCAAGCAGGAGGAACUUGGCUUCCAGGGCGAGCAUCAAGCUAUGCGUGCUCUGGAGACGUUGAUGAUGGGCAUUACUGAAGGCAUAUCUUUCGUUACGACCCUGUUUGACGAGCGGGUUACGGAUAUUUUCGCUCGUCUUGAUGACACGUCACGGCAACAGCUUCGCGAUCUUACGUACGAGCAACUAUUUUCUCAGGACAAUGGAAAGGAGCUCGCCAAGGUCCUCGUCAAGGCUAUUGUCAAUCGGAAUAUUGAAAACGGAUCCAAUGUCGAGACCGUAGCAGAUGCGCUACGUCGCAAGUGCGGCAGCUUUUGCAGCCCCGACGAUGUGGUCAUAUUUAAGGCCCAAGAGCAAUUAAAAAGAGCAUCAGAACCGUCUCUCAAUCCAAACACCUCCCGUACACUUCUUCAUGAGAGUUUGAGGUUGUUCCAGAAAGUUGCGAAAAGCCUCACGCAAACAAACCUCGAGUAUGCGAUCGAACAAUAUGUCGGCUUGAGAUACUACGCCGGGGCUAUUCAGCUUUGUCUUGUCGUUGCUAGCGAAAAGGAUCGGGGCAACGCUGCACUUUCCUGGGUUAACGAUGGUAAGCCAAUCGGCGACCCCAGGGCAAAGUUCUUUGACCAACGCAAGGUCUGCUACGGCUUAAUUCAUCACGUUCUCCAGGACCUCGACGCCGCCUCCAGCCGGGAGCCCGAAAUGAUCGACGGAAAACCGACACUGAUAGCAACCAAGCGCGCAGAGGCUUAUGAUGUCGUCAGCAGCUCGUCAGACGAAGUUUUCCAUUUUGAUCUAUAUGAUUGGUAUAUACAACAGGGGUGGACCGAUCGCCUUCUUAGCAUUGACUCGCCGCAUGUCACGACCUUCCUCCGCCGUCUAGCUACCAAGGAUAUCGAGCAUGCAGACCUCCUUUGUAGGUUUUACACCAUGCGCAAGCAGUACUUCGACGCUGCCAAGGUCCAAGCCGAACUUGUACAAUCCGACUUCCCAAUUUCUAUUAAAGAUCGUCUUACCCUCCUAAGCAAAGCGAAGACCAACGCCAGUGUUAUGACCGCUGGCGUUAGCCGGCAAGAGCAGCAGCUCCUCAACCACAGGGUGACAGAGCUUCUCGAGGUGGCUCACAUCCAGGACGACCUAUUAGAGAGGCUGAGGGUGGAUAGCAGGAUCCCUGCGGAACGCCAACCAUAUAUCGAGAAGACCUUAGAUGGCCAAAUUCAGUCUCUCUCCGAACUCUUCAAUGGCUACGCCGAUCAAGCCGGUUACUACGAUCUCUGCCUUCUUAUUUACCACGCUGCCAACUACCGACACUCCACCACCAUCGCUCAGACGUGGAACAGCCUUAUUCAGCAAACUCACGAGAACGUCGCUGAACAGUGGUCAGCAUAUAACGUAGAGCGCCGCAAACGUGGAGAACAGGGAGGAGAUCCACCUCCUCAACCAUACGAAGUGCUCGUCGGCCAGAUUCAAGACAUUUGCCACCGUUCUUCCAACGACUCUUUCAUAUUCCCCGUCCCUACUCUCUUACCGGAUAUCUGUCGCUACGCCUUUGAGAAUGCACAGGAUAGAAGAAUCGCCGCAGAUGUCAACUGGCCUGUGAUCGUUUUCCUUAAUCUGGGAGUGAGCUUCGACCUGGUGGUCCGCGUCCUCGAACAGAUGUUCGAGGCGCAAGAAGUACCCUUCCGGGGCUCUGGUCGCGUAAGAAUCGUCGAAUGGAUUACGUUUGCUGUCAGUCAAUGGAUCCGCGAUUUAAAUAGGAAUGGUCGCCCAGAGGCGAGGUUAGAACCUUGGAUUAAUGACCUAAUUCUGGAAUGCGAAAACUGGGUGUCUACGAACUUACGAACUAACAACGAGGGUGGUGCAGACAUGAGAGAUAUUGCACGGAGCGUGAAAGAAAUUAAGCGAGCUGUGGAGGGUUUCGUCGUAUCGCCAACAGCCAGUAGGAGUAUGGGUUUCUAUUGA